Messenger RNA from Clarias gariepinus (North African catfish), 1213 nucleotides. RefSeq names its product transmembrane p24 trafficking protein 1b (gene tmed1b). Gene Ontology annotation, cellular component: endoplasmic reticulum-Golgi intermediate compartment; endoplasmic reticulum; Golgi apparatus. The record is from RefSeq and is a predicted model, not a curated record. Gene Ontology annotation, biological process: intracellular protein transport; endoplasmic reticulum to Golgi vesicle-mediated transport; Golgi organization. The transcript is spliced from 5 exons. NCBI's taxonomy places the organism in Eukaryota, Metazoa, Chordata, Actinopteri, Siluriformes, Clariidae. Bases 1 to 813 code for a protein of 270 amino acids.
AUGGUUAGUCCUGUGGCCAUGCACCUUCAGGGCGGAAGAGAUGAAGUGAUACAUUGUAUCUCUCUCCGCUCGAGCUGUAACAGCGCUUCCGCUCACGAGCAGCUCUCGAGCCAUGGUGUCGCCGCGGGAGGCCGGAGCGCGAGCGGGUGUGUGUGUGUGUGUGUGUGCGCGGCCCUCCUGUGGGGCUCCCUGGGGUCCGCCUUCAACCCCAGUCAGGACAGCGAGCUCACCUUCAUCCUCAACCCCGGAACCACCGAGUGUUUCUACCAAACCGCGCAGUACAACAGCUCCCUGGAGGUCGAGUACCAGGUGAUUGCCGGAGCAGGUAUGGAUGUGGACUUCUCUAUCAUCUCUCCUCAUGGCGUCCACCUGGCCUCAGAGUUUCGCCGCUCUGAUGGAGUUCACAUGGUGGAGCCCACUGAAGCAGGAGACUACCAGAUCUGCUUCGACAACAGCUUCAGCCGCUUCUCUGAAAAGAUGGUGUUCUUCGAGGUCAUUCUGGAGAACGCAGGAAAUGAUGCAACAGCUGAGGAAGAGUGGGCGGGCCUUGGAGAGCCUGAGAACCUGCUGGAGUACAAGCUAGAGGACAUCCGGGAGUCGAUCGAGUCGAUGCACCGUAACCUGGAGCGGAGUCGGCAGAUGCAGACGGUUCUGAGGGCGUUCGAGGCUCGAGACCGUAACCUCCUGGAAGACAACCUGUGGCGCGUCUCCUUCUGGUCCUGUACCUCUCUGGUGGUUAUGCUCGCCGUAGCCGUCACUCAGGUUUACACGGUACGCCGCCUCUUUGACGACAAGAGGAAGGUCAGAUCCUGAGGACACGCCCCCCUGAGGACACGCCCCGGGUAACUGGUUGAACUGGUGGAAGGCCGGUUCGACCCUGGACGUGACUCGUACAGGCCAGUUUGGGGAAAUUUUUGCAUUCAAGUGCCUUAUUCAAGCAAGCGGUGUCAGCUGCAGGAUCUUUAUUCAACUGAGAGGAAGAGACUGUCCUGAGCAGCACCAUAUUUAUCUGCUUUAUCGUGAAUAACACGACGGCUGUGAUGGGGUCACAGGGGAUACAGUCACGGCUGGGGUGAUGUUCAUGAUAAUGCACCAACUCGAAUGUUCAAUCAGCUUUUAUACAAUGUUUAUUCAAAGUUUCAAAAAUGCUUUUUAAUAACAAGAGGUCUAUUGCUGAAAACACAUUAAUAAACUGUAAUAAUAAUAAUAAUAA